AUGUCGGCCGAAAAUUCGCCGAUAAAGCCUUCAAUAUCACAAAACAAUAUACAACCUGUAGCAGAUUUUGAGAAUCAAGAUGCAUUAAUAAAGCAUGUGGAUAUAACAAUAGUGGAAUCUGAGCAGCGAGCGAACGGAACGCUGCAUAUACGAGAUCAUUAUACAGUAUAUCUUAUAGAUGUGAAAGUAACUGAUCCUGAGUAUAAACAGCUGCAGACUAUGAUAAACAGAAUAUGGAGGAGGUACACUGAAUUUGAGCAAAUACAUGAUUACCUACAAGUUACUUAUCCUCAUGUUGUUAUUCCACCACUGCCUGAAAAAAGGAUAAUUUAUGCUUGGAGAAAAUGUGAUACAACAGACCCAGAAUUCAUAGAGCGUAGAAGAGCUGGGCUUGAGAAUUUCCUACUCCGUGUCGCUUCUCAUCCACAACUCUGUUUUGAUGAUCAAUUUAUAAAUUUCCUGCAACAAGAACAUGACUGGCGGGAAACAAUUACAGAUAGUGGUUAUAUUCUACAGGCUGAAAAUAAAUUAAAAUCUUUAUCAGUGUCUAUAAGACUUCAAAAACCAGAUCCUGAAAUUGACGGUGUCAAAAGCUAUGGAAAACAACUAGAAGCAAACCUCGGAAACUUUUUAUACACAAGGUCUAAAAUAAUAGAAAAAAACUAUGCUCUGUGUAAAUUGCACGCAAACUAUGGCAAGUUAUUUAGUGAAUGGAGCGUUAUUGAAAAGGAAAUGGGAGAUGGUUUACAGAAGGCUGGUCAUUAUUUUGACUCAAUAGCUGUUUCAAUUGAGUCUAUAGCAGAAGAUGAGGAACAGUUAGCUGAUCAGUUGAAAGAGUAUUUGUUUUAUGCAGCUGCACUACAGCACGUCUGUGCCAAUCAUGAGGCACUCCAACGUAAUCUUGAGAAUGCUAAUGACACCUUAACUAACAGAAUAGCAGAACGAGGCCGUGCAGCAACUGGCAACUCUGGACUAAUGGCGCGCAUUUUUGGCACGACGGAACCCGACAUUGUGCGUGACCAGAAUACUCGUGCACUCGACGCCAAGAUAGUCGCUGACACGCGAGCUUUAGAAAAGGCCCGAACAGAUCUCGAGGAAUUCAGGAAAAAGGCAUGCAUAGAAAUUGAGUACUUCCAAAGACAAAAAGAUAAGGAUUUGCACGAAUCGUUGGUGAACUUUAUUGCUUUACAAGUUAAGGCAGCCAAAAAGAAUUUACAAGCCUGGACACAGAUAAAAGAAUGUCUUCAAAAUAUGCCUUAA
Molecule: messenger RNA, 1260 nt
Organism: Leptosia nina
Lineage: Eukaryota; Metazoa; Arthropoda; Insecta; Lepidoptera; Pieridae
Source: the annotation of a GenBank genome assembly